AUGGAGCACCUCGUGCGUGACCUAGCUCAUCGGACACGGGUGUACUACCUCAAGGAGGAAGGGAUGGCGGCGUUCAAGGUCACGGUCACGCUCCAUGCAAGAAUGGUGGAGAAGUGGAUCCGGGGCGUGAAGAGGGACUUUCUCGACGCCGCAACGACCAAGUGCGUCAGGUUGGACUGUGAGUUCACCGACCUUCGCAAGGCCGUGCCACAAGUGCUCAAGGAUUUCUUGGAGGACGGGAACAUCAGAUUCUGUGACGCCGCUAUCGGCAAUGAUGUGAAAAAGCUAAGACUCGACGACAUUCACAUCACUUCUACGUACGACCUCCAGAAGGUAGUCCCGAACCCCACCACCAAGCCCACUCCAAGUCUGUAUGAUUUGGCAAACCAUACCGUUGGGACAAACCUUGAGCAGAAGAAGAAGUACAACCACAAGAAGAUGAUGGAUGUCGCCACGCAAGAAAAAGAAGAUGAGCUCAUUUUUGGAUGGGCCAAUUAUCCAUUGAGCUACGAGCAAGCGCACUAUUCAGCACUAGACACUCACGUGGGCUUCGAUAUUGCUAGAAAGCAUUGUAUUCUAGUUGGCUACUAG
Molecule: messenger RNA, 591 nt
Organism: Lolium perenne
Lineage: Eukaryota; Viridiplantae; Streptophyta; Magnoliopsida; Poales; Poaceae
Cellular component (GO): nucleus; cytoplasm
Molecular function (GO): 3'-5' exonuclease activity; nucleic acid binding
Source: RefSeq, a predicted model, not a curated record